AUGGCCGAGCAGUUUGUGAGGAACACCAUCAGUGAUGGCAAAGUGACCGUGUUCGUGAGGGGGGGCUGCCCGUACUGCCGGAACGCUGUGGAGAUGCUCAUGUGGGUGGGGGUCUCCUCCUCCCUGUUAGACCAGCCCGUGGCUGCCCAGGAGCAGGGCAGAGACUUUUCCAACUGCUGUCUAGAAGCUCUCCUUUUUCCCGUGGUCCCCUGCGUGUUCUUUGGAACAGAAUGCAUCGGGGGAUUGCGCGACCUGAUAUCCCUGCGCAGGAACCUCCCCAGAAUACUGCAGCACAUCGGAGCCAUCCGCAGCUGA
Messenger RNA from Pterocles gutturalis (yellow-throated sandgrouse), 315 nucleotides. Its product is annotated as glutaredoxin-1-like. The transcript has 3 exons. Lineage: Eukaryota; Metazoa; Chordata; Aves; Pterocliformes; Pteroclidae. Bases 1 to 315 code for a protein of 104 amino acids. The record is from RefSeq and is a predicted model, not a curated record.